UCUCUCUCUCUCUCUCUGUCUGUCACUCUUCUCUUGUUCUGCCACACGUUGCUUCUUGUCUCAUCUCGGUUGCGGUGAAUCUUGACCUUUGGCUCUCACCCGGUCUUCGCGGGGUUGUCUCGGGGGACGUUACAAUGGCCGGAUGAUGUGCUGGGACCUCCUGUCCUGUCCACAGCUUCCACAGAAGUCAUGGAGCUAAACAGGCCAACGGUGCGCUGAGGACAGCCGGCUGACUUUGGUGGGCCUGGGCACCCUGAGUCCAAAACCCAGAGGCCGGCACUGUUCAUCUCAAAACAAGUCACCAUGUCAGCAGCAGCCUACACGGCAAACACGGCCGAAAGGUUCAACUUCAGUACACCCAAAGUCAGCACAGGACACCCACCAGCCUCGGUCCUCCCCCCUGAGCCCAUUGAGAUCAUCCGUAUCAAGGCACGUUCCCGGCGCGUGAGGCUCAAUAUCGGAGGUCUCAUGCAUGAAGUAAUGUGGAGAACACUAGACCGGCUACCGAGAACCCGUCUAGGAAGGCUAAGAGACUGCAACACCCACGAGUCCUUGUUAGAGAUCUGUGAUGACUACAGUCUCUCUGAUAAUGAGUACUUCUUUGAUCGCCACCCGGUGGCCUUCUCCUCCAUCCUCAACUUCUACCGAACAGGGAAGCUGCACAUGAUGGAGGAGAUGUGUGCCCUGUCCUUUGGCCAGGAGCUGGACUACUGGGGCAUUGAUGAGAUCUACCUAGAGUCCUGUUGCCAGGCUCGCUAUCACCAGAAGAAGGAGCAAAUGAACGAGGAGCUGAGGAGGGAGGCAGAUACUCUGAGGGAGAAGGAUGGAGAGGAGGAGGACCAAGGCUGCUUUCCUGACAAGAGGCAGAUGCUUUGGGAUCUGCUGGAGAAACCAAGCUCAUCGUUUGCUGCAAAGAUCCUGGCCAUGGUCUCCAUCUUGUUCAUCAUCAUGUCCACCAUCUCAUUGUCACUCAACACACUUCCAGAGCUGCAGGUGGUGGAUGAGUUUGGUCAGUUCAAUGACAAUCCCAGUUUAGCCCAUGUGGAAGCUGUCUGCAUUGCCUGGUUCACGAUGGAGUAUGUUCUGCGCCUGUUGUCAGCACCCAGCAAGUGGAGUUUCAUCAAAGCUCCACUUAACAUCAUUGACUUGUUGGCUAUACUGCCUUACUAUGUGACAGUCUGCCUAACUGAAUCCAGUAAGAGCGUGAUGCAGUUCCAGAAUGUGCGUCGUGUGGUCCAGAUCUUCCGCAUCAUGAGAAUCCUGAGGAUCCUGAAACUGGCCCGCCACUCAACGGGCCUCCAGUCUUUGGGCUUCACUUUGAGGAGGAGCUACAAUGAAUUGGGUCUGCUGAUCCUCUUCUUGGCUAUGGGCAUUAUGAUAUUCUCUAGCUUGGUGUUCUUUGCUGAGAAGGAUGAGGAUGCCACAAAAUUCACCAGUAUUCCCGCUUCUUUCUGGUGGGCUACUAUCACAAUGACCACAGUUGGCUAUGGAGAUAUCUACCCGCAGACUUUGCUGGGUAAGAUUGUUGGAGGGUUAUGCUGCAUUGCAGGUGUGCUGGUCAUUGCAUUGCCUAUUCCCAUCAUUGUCAAUAAUUUCUCUGAGUUCUACAGAGAGCAGAAGAGGCAGGAGAAGGCCAUCAAGAGGAGAGAAGCUCUUGAAAGAGCAAAAAGGAGUGGUAGCAUUGUCUCCAUCAAUGUAAAGGACACAUUUGCUCAUAGUCUGGAGCUAACAGAUGUACUGGUGGAAAAGAAAGAGGACAGCAAGCAUAUUGUGGACAACCAUGUGUCACCCAGCCGUUGGCGAUAUGACAAACACUCCUCCAAUGCAGGGUUGGGCAGCCCAGGCCGGUCCCAGCAUUCUGCAUAUCAGGAGGUCAAUCAGCUCAGCCAACCCGAACAAGCAAAGGUGCCAUCUGGCAAACGGGCUUCACAACAAGCAAAUGCAAUGCAGCUGGAAUUCACUAACAAGAAGACAAAAAGCACUCAGGAGAAGCCAGAAAAAAUUACUGAGGAGGAGAUAGAGAUGAAGGCCGUGGCAUCAACAUGUUCCCAGCAUGCACCGGGAAAAGAACAAACCUCACCUCAAGUUAGCCUCAGCUCAAAGAUGGUAGAGAAUUUAUGUGGGGAAACAGAGAGAAGCGCUUUGCUCCCAAGUACCGGAGAGAGUUCAUUUUGUGCUCAACAGCAGCGUAUACCCCCUCCCUUAGACCUUCGUCAGAUCAGCAACAUGAACAGGUACCCGGACUGCGUGCAGCCAACGUGCAUCAUCCAAGAGGGUCUCUAUGAGCUCGUCUCCAGCCCCAGAGAGAGUGGGACUGCAGAAGAAGGUGUUGCAUCAGAAUCAGCUGAAUGUUUUGGGAUAAACAGCAACUUGCAAGAUCACAGCUGCCCUCAGAAGACCAGAGUCCUCCAGGCUGACUUCACUGGCUCAAACGAGGACUUGCGUAUGGCAGUGGUGGCACCUGUGGGCACCCCAGCUGAGUCUACUCAACGACCAUCUAAUGACACAGUUGGCAGGUUUUCUCCAACUUGUAGCUUGUCAGUGCAGAAAAUGAAUUCUGGUCUGGAGCUCUUACAAUCUGUCAGUUCAGGCAACUCCCAGGGAGGAAGUGUGGGUUCAGUGUCCAGGAGCUCAGCAGAUGAUGGACAUCUCAGAGAUUUAAGCUACCAAGGGAGGAAUCACACGGAGUCCUCUGUUGCUGGAUCAGGCAGCUCUAUGAGCUCCAUGUCCUCCAAACUGGCUCCGCUCAACUGCACGCAACAGCUGGGUGCUGUGGCAGGAGGCGAGGGAGCAGAUGGAGAGAAACAGGACAAUCACAUCAUUCUGGAUGGAAGCUUGAUGCCACCUUGCGGAAAUAUGAAAAACUGAUGACACUGCAGUGUGAUGAUCAGGAUGAUGGCAACGACAGAGCAGGAACCAUCAUCAUAAACCACGAGACUCUUCGGACCUGGGUUCUUCUAUUUGCCUCAGUGCUCCAGCUUCAUGAACAGUGAAGCACAUGUCAUGUCCUCGGGGUUUCUUUGCAGAACUGAAGCAGGAGCCAUGAGAACUGAGUCAGCACUCAGAAACAUGAAGUAAAUUACUGGUUUUAUAUUUGUUGAAGGAAGUUUGACACCAGACUUGGACAUUAUGUAAUGCUAGACUGGAUUUGGGACAGACUGGUCUCUUGGUGUCCAGACUCAGGACUCCUCCAUCAGUCAGCUGGAACAUUACUGCAGUGUGUAAGUCAGAAUCAGAGAUGUUGUCAUGUGUGAUCCAGGAAGUUACCGUCAUGGACAAUGAGUCCACGGUGUCGUGAACAGUGGUGCCUGUUUUUGUUUCACACGUCUGCACUGAAACCUGUAAGUGUACGUUCAGACACAGGGUGAGGACAGAAGAAGACAGGCCCCACAGGGACGACCUCUGUAGACUGAAGACAUGGUCAGGGUCUUACGGUCCUUUUGUAGUCCAGUCUGACACUGUUAAAGUUCACCUGACAUCCAGGAGGUGCCCAAUGAAUAUGUGGUAGAAUAACAAUUAUUUUUUUUUUUUUGAUUGAUGUAGUCAAACAUCACGUCUGGUUCAUAACAAAGACAUCUGUCCAGGUGACACAAACUCUGAAAUGUCCCUUUCAUGCAUUUGCACAAAUAGAAUAAAGGUUAUGCAAAUCUGAAAUCAUGUUUUCAAGAAACUU
This is a messenger RNA of Thalassophryne amazonica, 3673 nucleotides long. Its product is annotated as potassium voltage-gated channel subfamily B member 2-like. Gene Ontology annotation, molecular function: delayed rectifier potassium channel activity; protein binding. NCBI's taxonomy places the organism in Eukaryota, Metazoa, Chordata, Actinopteri, Batrachoidiformes, Batrachoididae. The transcript has 3 exons. Gene Ontology annotation, cellular component: voltage-gated potassium channel complex; membrane. Gene Ontology annotation, biological process: protein homooligomerization; potassium ion transmembrane transport. The record is from RefSeq and is a predicted model, not a curated record. Bases 304 to 2868 code for a protein of 854 amino acids.